Messenger RNA from Macaca mulatta (Rhesus monkey), 2216 nucleotides. It is a transcript of the gene STRADA, whose product is annotated as STE20 related adaptor alpha. The record is from RefSeq and is a predicted model, not a curated record. Gene Ontology annotation, cellular component: serine/threonine protein kinase complex. Gene Ontology annotation, biological process: activation of protein kinase activity; protein export from nucleus; protein phosphorylation. Gene Ontology annotation, molecular function: protein kinase activity; ATP binding; protein serine/threonine kinase activator activity. NCBI's taxonomy places the organism in Eukaryota, Metazoa, Chordata, Mammalia, Primates, Cercopithecidae.
AUCCGCCCUCCCGGUCGCCCGACUGCGCAUGGCACGUUGCGUACUCCCCUCCCAGCAACCGGCCUGGCGGCGGCGCGGCCGUAAAACUGAGGAGGCGGAGCCAAGACGGUCGGGGCUACUUGCUAACUCCAGGAACAGGUUUAAGUUUUUGAAACUGAAGUAGGUCUACACAGUAGGAACUCAUGUCGUUUCUUGUAAGUAAACCAGAGCGAAUCAGGCGGUGGGUCUCGGAAAAGUUCAUUGUUGAGGGCUUAAGAGAUUUGGAACUAUUUGGAGAGCAGCCUCCGGGUGACACUCGGAGAAAAACCAAUGAUGCGAGCUCAGAGUCAAUAGCAUCCUUCUCUAAACAGGAGGUCAUGAGUAGCUUUCUGCCAGAGGGAGGGUGUUACGAGCUGCUCACUGUGAUAGGCAAAGGAUUUGAGGACCUGAUGACUGUGAAUCUAGCGAGGUACAAACCAACGGGAGAGUAUGUGACUGUACGGAGGAUUAACCUAGAAGCUUGUUCCAAUGAGAUGGUAACAUUCUUGCAGGGUGAGCUGCAUGUCUCCAAACUCUUCAACCAUCCUAAUAUUGUGCCAUAUCGAGCCACUUUUAUUGCAGACAAUGAGCUGUGGGUUGUCACAUCAUUCAUGGCAUAUGGUUCUGCAAAGGAUCUCAUCUGUACACACUUCAUGGAUGGCAUGAAUGAGCUGGCGAUCGCUUACAUUCUGCAGGGGGUCCUGAAGGCCCUCGACUACAUCCACCACAUGGGCUAUGUACACAGGAGUGUCAAAGCCAGCCACAUCCUGAUCUCUCUGGAUGGGAAGGUCUACCUGUCUGGUUUGCGCAGCAACCUCAGCAUGAUAAGCCAUGGGCAGCGGCAGCGAGUGGUCCACGAUUUUCCAAAGUACAGUGUCAAGGUUCUGCCGUGGCUCAGCCCCGAGGUCCUCCAGCAGAAUCUCCAGGGUUAUGAUGCCAAAUCUGACAUCUACAGUGUGGGAAUCACAGCCUGUGAACUGGCAAACGGCCACGUCCCCUUUAAGGAUAUGCCUGCCACCCAGAUGCUGCUAGAGAAACUAAACGGCACAGUGCCCUGCCUGUUGGAUACCAGCACCAUCCCUGCCGAGGAGCUGACCAUGAGCCCUUCGCGCUCAGUGGCCAACUCAGGCCUGAGUGACAGCCUGACCACCAGCACCCCACGGCCCUCCAAUGGCGACUCGCCUUCCCACCCCUACCACCGAACCUUCUCCCCCUACUUCCACCACUUUGUGGAGCAGUGCCUUCAGCGCAACCCGGAUGCCAGGCCCAGUGCCAGCACCCUCCUGAACCACUCUUUCUUCAAGCAGAUCAAGCGACGUGCCUCAGAGGCUUUGCCUGAAUUGCUUCGUCCUGUCACCCCCAUCACCAAUUUUGAGAGCAGCCAGUCUCAGGACCAUAGUGGAAUCUUUGGCCUGGUAACAAACCUGGAAGAGCUGGAGGUGGAUGAUUGGGAGUUCUGAGCCUCUGCAAACUGUGCGCAUUCUCCAGCCAGGGACGCAGAACCUUCCUGAGGGCUGGCCACAUUCCCGCCCUCCUGGGCAGAUUGGGUAGAAAGGACAUUCUUCCAGGAAAGUUGGCUGCUGACUGAUUGGGAAAGAAAUCCUGGAGAGACACUUCACUGCUCCAAGGCUUUUGGGACACAAGGAAAUCUCAACAAGCAGGGAUCAAGAGGGUCCAAAGCCGACAUUCCCAGUCCUAUGAGCUCAGGUGACCUCCUCUACAGAAGGAAGAGAUGCUGCUCUAGCUCUGGGAGCCGAAUUCCAAGCCCAGGGUUUGACUUCUUAACCCUGAGGACCGCCACCUCUUCCCAAUGCUUGCGACCAGCCUCAUUCUACUUAACUUUGCUCUCAGAUCCUAUAGGUCAGUGAAAGGGCAAGUAGUAAGCUACCUGCCUCCCUUCCCCUAGACCUCUCCCUCAUAAUUCCAGAGAAGGGUAUUUCUGUCUGUUUAAGCACGGACUAAGGCUGGGACAGUCCAUCCUUAUCCCUUUUCUGGCUUGGGCCCUGACACCUAAGUCUUUCCCACGGUUUAUGUGUGUGCCUCAUUCCUUUCCCACCAAGAAUCUAUCUUAGCACCUCCUGCCAGCUGCCCUGGUGCUUUCUCCAAGGGCCAUCAGUGUCUUGCCUAGCUUGAGGGCUUAAGUCCUUAUGCUGUGUUAGUUUCGUUAUCAGAACAAAUUAAAAUUUCCAGAGACCCUG